Molecule: messenger RNA, 1351 nt
Organism: Polistes canadensis
Lineage: Eukaryota; Metazoa; Arthropoda; Insecta; Hymenoptera; Vespidae
Product: neuronal acetylcholine receptor subunit alpha-2-like
Exons: 8
Coding region: 22-1317 (431 amino acids)
Biological process (GO): chemical synaptic transmission; monoatomic ion transmembrane transport; regulation of membrane potential
Cellular component (GO): synapse; membrane; neuron projection
Molecular function (GO): extracellular ligand-gated monoatomic ion channel activity; transmembrane signaling receptor activity; neurotransmitter receptor activity
Source: RefSeq, a predicted model, not a curated record
UGUUGGCUCAUUUUAACCAAAAUGAGGAUACCGUGGUUGUUCGGUUUCUUUAUCAUUUCUUUGCUGGAAUGGACUAAUGCUAUCAAGUUACCGUCAAUUAUUACACCUGGAUGCAAGCCUAUCGAGAAUACGUCGAUGAUGAUGAAAUUAAAGAGACAUCUUUUUUGUGAAUAUGAUUCAACCGUUCGACCUACAACCAAUCAGCAAGAGGUCACUAAUGUUACAUUGGAACUCGUACCAAGGUUUUUAGAAUUUAAUGAUUGGAGUAGUGCGAUGACUCUUCACAGUUGGAUGGCUCUUAACUGGAAGGAUGAACAUCUCACUUGGAAUCCUAGCAAUUUUGAUGGUAUUACUUCUCUUCAUAUAAGUAGCGAUGAAAUAUGGGUACCAGAUUUAUCAGUUUAUAAUUCGGGUGAUAUGUCAUUAGAACAAAAUGGUGUUCCCUCGACCAAAUGUUUGCUCAUUAACACAGGCUCGGUUAUGUGUAUACCGGCAUUGUCAUACGUAACCAAAUGUAUCACGGAUUUUACUUUUUGGCCCUACGAUAAGCACGUAUGUCGUAUUAGGUUUGGUUCGUGGUCGCAUACUGGAGAAGAAAUUAAUUUUCAUUUCGAUAAAAAAGGAUACGAGAUGGACGGUUAUGUGAAUAAUACGGAAUGGAGUUUGAAAAUCUCAAGUGCUACGAAGACAGUAAAAAAAUUCGAUUGUUGUCCUAAUGAUACCUUCCCUGUACUUAUUUAUACCUUUUUAGUAGAAAGACAAUCAGGAUUGGUACAUGUCACUGUUGUUACACCUGCCAUAACUAUGGUAGUGUUAACAUUGACGGUUUUAUGGUUGGACUCAAGGUCGACCGAAAGAAUAGCAAUGGCGGCUAUAAAUUUCAUUUGUCAUUUUCUUUGCCUUUUUGAUUUGCACUGGCAAGUACCCCAUAACGGUGAAAAUGUACCACACAUUUUAUUGUUUUAUCGCGAUUCUCUUGCGUUAGCUGCAUUCGCAUUGAUCUUGACAGCUUUGCUAAGAAAAUUACAAAAUAUGAACAUGGAAACACCAAGUUGGGUCUCGUCAACAAUCACUUUCGUUUUGAAUAACAGAGCUGGACGUUUUUUGAUCCUAACUGACGAUGAAUCGAAAACCUCGACCACUGGUAUAUUGGCCAAUGAAACGGAGGAAAAUUCAGAUUUAACGAAAGUAAGUGACGGGAAGAAGGAAUCAUCUUGGCGACAAUUUGCUGCAAUCGUCGAAUGGUUGUCUUUCAUAGCUGUUGUUUUGACCUACUUGAUUAGUUUUACUAUUCUUGUACCUUCCAAUCAGAGUUAAAAUUAUUUAUAAAUAAUGUACUUUUUAAUUUCUU